AUUGUCUUUCGUAUUAAACAAGAAAAGAUUCGCAUUAAGACUAACAUUUUCCGAAUCAGUCGAACAUAAACAACAGGCACCACAUGGUUGUUACCUAUACAUACAUACAUAUAUGGAUUCCAAUUUCCAACCAUAACAAAGCAUAUCAAAGAAGUGGAGAGAGAGAGAGACAGAGAGAGAGAGAGAGAGAGAGAUCUAGAGAAAGAGAGAGAGAGACAGAUGGAAGGUGAGAUCAACAACUUCAUGAUGGUAUGCCUCUCAGUCUUCACAUCUCUAUGCUACUGCUAUGGUAUAGGCAAGAUUGUAUCCAAAGGCACACUCAGACUGCUCACAAUAGUCCCUGUGGUGUGUCUCUUCCUAGCUUUGCCUCUCAAUCUACACUCCAUGCAUCUUGUAGGCAUAAGCUCAUUUUUCAUUGCUUGGCUCGCUAACUUCAAACUCCUACUUUUUGCCUUUGGAAAAGGCCCUUUAUCAGACCCUUCAAUCUCUCUCCCACAAUUUGUUGCAAUCGCUUCUCUCCCCAUCAAAAUCAUACAAAACCCACCUCCCAAAACAUCCAAAAAGGGCCACAAAUCGCUUUGGAAUUACGCUACCAAAUUUCUGCUUCUGGUGUUGUGCGUGCGCGUGUAUGAUUAUAGCGAAUACAUACAUCCAAAGGUUAUACUUUUGCUGUAUUGCCUCCAUAUAUACUUCGCCUUGGAGAUCAUGUUUGCUAUGUUUGCAGCCCUGGCUCGGACCCUUUUGAAGUCAGAGUUGGAGCCACAGUUCGAUGAGCCAUACCUUUCAAGCUCACUACAAGACUUCUGGGGUCGAAGGUGGAACAUGAUGGUGAGUCGUAUUCUACGCCCAACUGUAUACGAACCCACCCUUGGGUUCUCAAACCAGCUUUUGGGCCGAAAAUGGGCCCCUUUACCAGCAAUUUUUAGCACAUUUAUGGUGUCGGCCCUGAUGCAUGAGCUUGUAUUCUACUACUUGGGCCGCAUGAGGCCCACUUGGUACAUCUCGUGGUUCUUCUUGCUCCACGGGCUUUGUUUGAUGGUUGAAAUUGCGGUCAAGAAGGUGGUCACCGACAGCUAUCGGUUGCCUCCAAUAAUCUCUGGUUCACUCACGCUGACUUUCGUAAUGAGUACCGGCUUUUGGCUGUUUCUCCCAGAGUUGAUUCGGUUUAAUGCCUUUGCUAAAACGCUUGACGAGUAUGCUGCGGUGGGCGCAUUUGUGAAGGACGCUUGUGGGAUUAGGGUUUAGUCGACCGAUCUGGAUCCUCUCGUGUCCCUAAUCGCAUCGUGUGUCAAUCUGUGCACGAGCUCGAGAGGUAUACAUGCUUGAACAGUGCACAUAAUAUUCUCAAUCAGGGAUAUGCUAGCUUCAAAUUAUUGUCUUUAAUCCUUAUACUUAAUGGCUACAUUUCAAUUCAGAUGCAUUUGAGUGUUUUAUAUGUUGGAUUUCGUUCUGAUAUUACUUUCUAAUUUUACUCUAAUACCACUUUGUUAAAAA
Cornus florida is the source of this 1494-nucleotide messenger RNA. Its product is annotated as acyl-CoA--sterol O-acyltransferase 1-like. Bases 220 to 1245 code for a protein of 341 amino acids. The record is from RefSeq and is a predicted model, not a curated record. Gene Ontology annotation, biological process: lipid metabolic process. NCBI's taxonomy places the organism in Eukaryota, Viridiplantae, Streptophyta, Magnoliopsida, Cornales, Cornaceae. The transcript has a single exon.